Molecule: messenger RNA, 303 nt
Organism: Pipistrellus nathusii (Nathusius's pipistrelle)
Lineage: Eukaryota; Metazoa; Chordata; Mammalia; Chiroptera; Vespertilionidae
Source: the annotation of a GenBank genome assembly
AUGCCUGAAAGCACCCAUCCGCUUCCAAAGAAAGUCCGAGGCCCUCCUGUUCCCUGGGACCUGCGUUUGUCCCACCUGCCCCUCCAGAGUCCUGCCUGGCCUGAGCAGGCUGCCUGGCCAGCUCUGCUGCUGGGGGUGCCCCCCAAGGCCCUUGGAGGCAGUGCCCGCCCCCCUCCCAGGCCUCUGAGGGAUCCUAGGGAAACGCCCCUAGAGUCAGGCCACCGUAAACCCUGGGGAGAAGCAGAGACCCCCCCCGAGGGCACCCCAGCCCCCCUUACUGUGACUCCCCACACUCAGCAAUGA